GAACAUGGCGUGCUGAACAACAUGUGAGUUUGGAGAUCUACAAGCCGGAGAUUUAAAAACAUCUGAAAUAACAGCAAACAUGGCAUCAGUGGAAGAGGACUUCCCUCGAGGAGGGACAACCAACAAGAAGCCCACUGAGAGUAAAAUAGUGACUCUACGGACUGAAGUGGACAACCUGUUCCAGCCAAGUGAACAACCUGAAGCUAAGAAAAGGAAGGGAGCGUCCAAAGAUGACAGCAAGAAAUUCAAGAAGCCAAAGACCGUUAAAGAGAAAGGAGAUGGUCUGACCCUCAACACUGCAGCCAAGUGUGUGGAAAUUCUACAUGCUAAGAAUGUGAAGGAGGGCAUGCUCCUGCUGGGCUGUGUGAAGGAGGUAGCAGACUUUGAGGUGACAGUCAGUUUGCCUUGUGGCCUGCACGGCUUCCUCAGCAUCAAGAACAUCUGUGACUCGUACACCAAGCUGCUCAGCCAACAGCUGGAUUCGGUCGACACAGAGGAGAUUUACUCUCUGCCACACUUCUUCUAUCCUGGCAUGGUGUUCAGGUGUGUGGUUGCCAAGUUGGAUGAAGCAAAGGGAGGCUCUAUUAGCAUCCAGCUGUCGGUCAACCCAAAGCUGGUCAACAAGGCUCUCACUUCAAGCUCUCUGAAAGCUGGCAUGGUCUUGACUGGAUGUGUGGAGAGUGUAGAGGAUCAUGGCUACAUCACUGACAUUGGCGUAAGCGGAACUAAAGCCUUCCUGCCCAAGAAAGCAGUGACAGAUAAACAAAGCAAACCUGAAGAACUGAAAGUGGGCCAGUAUGUGACUUGUCAAUUAGAAGAAGUGAAGAAUGAUGGACGCAUGGUCCGGCUUUCUUUCUGUCCCCCGACCAUCGCCCAGCCCUGUGCUGAACCCCAGCAGGGCUGGAACCUUACUAACCUCCUGCCUGGUCUUCAAGUCAAAGCUACAAUCAAAAAGGUCACCAAACACGGUCUGCUCCUAGACUUCCUGUCCUCGUUUAGUGGCCAGGUGGACUUCCUCCACAUGGAUCCAGAACAGGCAUCCAGCUACACUGAGGGAGGCGAGGUGCGAGCCUGCUUAUUGUAUGUGGAGCCAUCCACCCGUCUGGUGGGUCUGAGCCUGCGCAGCUACCUCGUUCAGCCCGGCAGCAGAGUUGAACCCUCCCCUGCUUGCGGCGAACGUAUCGGUGAGGUGGUGAAAGGCUGCAAGUUGACCUCUAUGCACCACAUGUCUGGAGCCAUGUUGGAACUGCCUGACAAAACACGGGCCUUCGUUCACAGGAACCACCUGAAGGAGUCUAACGAGCCAGUUAAUGACAACAAAGUGCAGGCCAUACCUGAGCACACCUGCAGGAUCUUGGACUUCAGCCCCAUUGACCAAGUUCAUUUUGUUAGUCUGCGCAAGAGCGUGAUAAACAAGCCUUUCUUUAGAUACCACGAUCUUCAGCCUGGUCAGAUUGUAGAGGGUACAGUGGCAGUUCUGCUGACUCAGGGGAUGGUGGUGCAUUUGUCCGGCCACAUUAAAGGCCUGGUGCCCCGGACCCACCUGUCCGACAUCGUCCUAAAGAACCCUGAGAAGAAGUACAUGGAGGGCAUGAAGGUCAAAUGUCGGGUGCUGUCUGUAGAUCCUGAGAACAAGAAGCUGUACCUGACCAGAAAGAAAGCCCUGAUCGAAAGCUCCCUGCCGUUGUUCCUCAGCUACGACGACGCCCGUCCCGGCCGCGUUUCCCACGGCUACAUCGUCUGCGUCAAACACUUUGGCUGCAUCGUCCGUUUCUACAACAGCGUCAAGGGCCUGGUGCCACUCGGCGAGCUCAGCUCUGAGCCAAUCGCCAAUCCUGAGGAUGUCUUCUACGUCGGUCAGGUCUUAAAGGCCAAAGUAAUUCAUUGCGACACAGAGAAGGCAAAGAUGGUGCUGACGUUUAGGGAUGCAGUGGCAAAAGACACUGAGAAAAUUCCCAAGCCCCAGAUUGACUGUGAGGUGGGAAAGAAGCUGGAGGCCAAAGUGCUGAAAAAGGUACUUAACGGUCUGGAGGUGGCGAUCCUCCCCGAAGAGAUCCGUGCAACACUACCUACCAUGCACCUCUCGGAUCACAUGUCUAACUGCACUAUGCUGUGGGAGAGCCUGCAUGAGGGAGACACCAUCUCUGAUCUAGUCUGCUUCAACAAGAACAAAACGAGGAUUACUCUCACCAAGAAACCAACAGUGAGAUGGUCACUGGAGGAAGGAGUGGUGGCCAAGGAGUUCUCAGAGAUCACAGUUGGAAUGCAGCUGAUCGGCUGGAUCAAGAACAUCAUGUCCUAUGGCGUUUUUGUAGAGUUCCCAUACGGCCUUGUUGGUCUCGCACCCAAGUCGGCCAUGACGGACAAGUUCCUCAGUGACACAACAAUCGCCUUCCAAAUGGGCCAGACAGUCAUUGCUAAGGUGACCAACCUUGAUGAGGAGAAGAAGAGAUUCCUGGUCACACUGAAGAUGUCUGAGGUCAUAAGCCCAGGGGGGGACGCCCAGACCAGACUCAUUAGAGGCCUGCAGGAGAGAAGAGCUGUGACUGAAAUGUUGGCUACGAGAGAUAACAGCGAGCUCCUCGAGCAGCUGGCUGCUCUGUCUAUCGGCCAGAAGCUGAAGCUGACUGUGGACACUGUGAAGAAGAGUGGUGCUGUUUUUAAGUCCGAUGACUUGAUUGGUGCCACUAUAAUGGCCACCAAGCACCAUGUCAUGGGUGUUAGCUUGACCUCAGGACAGAAAGUGACUGCAGUUGUCCUUCUUGUUGACAUCCUGUCCACUUCUGUCCACGUCUCCAUCCUUUCCAAACUGGUGGGAAAAAAGAAAUCUUUAAAUGAAGAGUCAAAGUACACAGCGAUACUGCAGCACAUCGACAGAGACUUUGCCACCAUCUCACUAGAUGACACGGCUCAGCUGACCAUGAUCGAGACAAGGAGCCACCUGAACGAGACAUUCCUGUCUGAGUCAGAGAAGCUGAGGGCGGGGAUGUAUUUGGCCGUGGAGGUCAUAGAACCCAGCUGCGAGGAACUGCAGGGGCUCCCCCUCGUGUCCUGGAAGCGCACCGCACCAAAACGACAGCGCACAAUCUCAGAAAACCAGAGCAGCUCCAAGGGUCACUGCUUUGGCGACAUCCUGCAGGCUAAAGUGCGGUCAGUGAAGCCUACCUGCAUUCAAGUCAUGCUAGAAGACGGAAGCAUCGGCAGCGUGCACGUGUCUGAGGUGGUGGAGGCUAAGGAGGUGCGUCAGGGAUCCUUCCCCACAUCUUCGGUUAAAGUGGGUAGCGUGGUCACGGCCAGGGUCAUCGGAGGGCGAGAGGCCACCAGUCACAGAUUCUUGCCCUUCUCCCAUCCUAAGUUUACAUACACCAUUCCUGAGCUCACACUUAUACCCAGCAAACUGAACCAGGAUGCAGAUUUCAAAGCAGUUACAGCAAAAGAAAAGCUGAGCAGCUAUAAGGUCGGCGAGGACAUUACAUGCUUUGUAUCAAAGUUUAAUCCAGAGAGGAAGUGUUUGGAGGUCACCACUGAUCCAUGUGUUACUGCAACAGUUGAACUUCUGGCCAUGAUCACUGACCCUAAAGAUGCCAGCCACCCGGAGAAACUGUACAAGCUUGGCCAAGUUGUCCACGCCAAAGUGGUGGAAGUGAGCUCCAAACCUCAGCGCCUUGCACUGUCAGUCACAGGUUCCCAUAAACUGGAGAAAGACAGUGUGACUUUGGGGAUGGUGACGAGCAUACAGCCACAAGUCGGCCUCCUGGUCAAGCUUCCCUUUGGUGGCAUGGGGGCUGUUGCCGUCACUGACCUGGCUGAUGCUUACAGGCCAAAUCCGUUGGAGAUGUACAGCAAGGAUCAGCUGCUCAGGUGUUACCUUCUGGGAAAUGAAAAUGGAAAGUGGCAGUUGUCCCUACGUCCAUCAAGGCUGAACCCGCAGGCCAAGGCAGUGAAAGACGCAGAAGUUUCAUCUGUACAAGAACUGAAGACAGGCCAGAUCAUCAGAGGCUACGUCAAGUCUGUAGGAGAGCGAGGAGUGUUCAUCAAGUUGUCGACGAGCAUCACAGGGAGAGCCGAGCUUCAGCAGUCCUCCAAGUAUUUUGUUGCCAACCACAAGGUCCUUUCUGAGCACCUGCUUCCAAACACCCUGCUCACCACAAAGAUCCUAAGUAUUGACAAAAAGGAGGAGUUUGUCAACCUCUCCCUUCUCCCCGCGGACACCGGGAAGCCAGACGUCCUCCCAGAGUCUCUGGGUCUGCCGCUGCGUCUGAUCGGAGAGGAGAAGAAGAAACACGACGCCACAAAGAAAAAGAAGCGCACUCUGUCCGAGAGUGAGGAGAAACAAGAAGAAUCCCAGGUCCCGAAGAAAAAGAAGAAGAAGAAAACAAAGACUGAGGACAAUGACAGUGGAGUGGAGGUGUACUUUAGGGAAGAGGAGGAUAAAGAGGAUGAAGAAGAGCCCAAACCCAAGUCUACAAAACAGGUGACGCCCAGCUCAGCAGGUCCAUCCAGACUGCAGGUGGCAGCAGGUUUCUCCUGGGACAUGGGACUGAACUCCCUGAAGCCUGCCUCUGCAGAUAAAGAUCCAGACUCCAGCGACGGAGAAGACCAAGAGGGAGGUAGCAAGGCCCAGAAAAAGUCUCGGCACGAGCUGGAGCAGGAGAAAAAGGCAGCAGAGAAGGCCCUGUUGCAGCGGGAGACCGAGCUGAUGGACCCCAACCUGAGGCCCCAGGACACUGUUGCCUUCGAGCGCCUGCUCCUCGCCUCGCCCAACAGCUCGCUCCUUUGGCUCCAGUACAUGGCUCACCAUCUGCAGGCCACCCAGAUCGAGCAGGCCCGAGCUGUGGCCGAGAGGGCGCUUAAAACUAUUUCCUUCAGAGAGGAGCAGGAGAAGCUGAAUGUGUGGGUGGCCCUGCUCAACCUGGAGAACAUGUACGGCACAGAGGAGAGUCUCAAGAAAGUGUUUGAGCGGGCACUGCAGUUCUGUGAGCCCAUGCCCGUCUACCAGCAGCUGGCUGACAUCUACGCAAAGUCUGACAAGACUAAGGAGGCAGAGGGCCUGUAUAAGACGAUGGUGAAGCGUUUCCGUCAGAAUAAGGCGGUGUGGCUGAGCUAUGGCACCUUCCUGCUCCAGCAGGGUGAGAGCGACGCUGCUAGUGCUCUCCUGCAGAGGGCGCUGAAGAGUCUGCCCUCCAAAGAAAGUGUGGAUGUGAUUGCAAAGUUCGCACAGCUGGAGUUCCGUUACGGCAAUGCAGAGAAAGGUCGCACCAUGUUUGACAAAGUCCUGACAAGCUACCCGAAACGCACAGACCUCUGGUCCGUCUUCAUUGACCUCAUGGUCAAACACGGGGCACAGAAGGACGUCAGGGCGCUGUUUGAUCGUGUGAUCCACCUCAGUGUUUCUGUGAAGAAGAUCAAGUUCUUCUUCAAGCGCUAUCUGGAGUAUGAGAAGAAGCAUGGCACCCCACAGAGCAUCCAGGCAGUCAAAGAGAAGGCCAUGGAGUUUGUGGAAGCCAAAGGCACAGAGGCUGCCAAUUAAAGACCAAAUACACACAACUGUACACAUCUUCUGUAUGUGCGUGGACUCCUGUGUGUCAUGGCUGCAGAUGCUCAUACAGAUUCCUGCUCAAAAUGAUCCACUCUUUAUCAUCAACUGGAGGCUUUUGAACUUUUUGAACAAAUCUCUGUGAAGAGGAUUGUAAUCACCCAUAAAUGUUUAAACAUAUUGAACAUUUCAUCUACUUGCAUUUUUAAUCAAUUUUGUAUGUGAAUGAUUCUGAGCUAUGGGAGUAGUAAAUGUUUAGAUUAUUGCAUUUUUUUGAAUGGAUUUAUAAAAGGAUGCAUAACAUAUUUGUGGGAGUAUUUGUACUACAUUGACCAAUAAAUCCACAACGC
Messenger RNA from Scomber japonicus (chub mackerel), 5886 nucleotides. RefSeq names its product programmed cell death 11 (gene pdcd11). Gene Ontology annotation, cellular component: nucleolus; small-subunit processome; nucleus. Gene Ontology annotation, molecular function: RNA binding; protein binding. NCBI's taxonomy places the organism in Eukaryota, Metazoa, Chordata, Actinopteri, Scombriformes, Scombridae. The record is from RefSeq and is a predicted model, not a curated record. Gene Ontology annotation, biological process: rRNA processing. The transcript is spliced from 36 exons. The coding region runs from base 80 to 5530 and encodes 1816 amino acids.